AUGGAUGAGACCGUGGGGGCUGCAGAAGCAGCUGCUUCCAACAUUGCUGUCAUGGCGAAGGGCGGCGAGGGAGCAGCGGACUCGCCUCUACAUCAUCUGGAAAUGCUCCCUCAUCCUCCUCACUUGGGACUCCGAUCACGACGACUGACUCAGCGGCUUCCAAGCCUUUCACCUCCAUUCCAUCUGAUGUUCAUCACCGGAGAGCCAGAGCAGAUGGGAAGAACAAUUACGUUUCGGUCGAUCUGCACAAGUUCGUUCAUGCGUGUAUAA
Molecule: messenger RNA, 270 nt
Organism: Linum trigynum
Lineage: Eukaryota; Viridiplantae; Streptophyta; Magnoliopsida; Malpighiales; Linaceae
Source: the annotation of a GenBank genome assembly